This is a messenger RNA of Odontomachus brunneus, 2386 nucleotides long. RefSeq names its product DNA repair protein XRCC4-like. The transcript has 2 exons. Gene Ontology annotation, molecular function: DNA binding. Lineage: Eukaryota; Metazoa; Arthropoda; Insecta; Hymenoptera; Formicidae. The record is from RefSeq and is a predicted model, not a curated record. Gene Ontology annotation, cellular component: DNA ligase IV complex; nucleus; DNA-dependent protein kinase-DNA ligase 4 complex. The coding region runs from base 605 to 1501 and encodes 298 amino acids. Gene Ontology annotation, biological process: positive regulation of ligase activity; response to X-ray; double-strand break repair via nonhomologous end joining.
CCAUUUAAUCCUUCGCAGCUCACGCAGACAAAAUACAUAUUUUAUUUAAAUACAAAGUUUUCCUUACAGUUUUAGAACGAGUGAUCAAUUGAAAACACUCGUAAAAUUCUCGAAUUAUCGAGUAAAAUUGGACGUUUUGGGAUGUAAUGUAGAUAAAAAGAUUCUUCUAUUGAUAUAUGAAUUCUUGUAAAUACUCUACGAACAAAUGUGAUUUUUAAUUUCGUAACAAGUUCUGUAUAUAUAUAUAUUUUUUUAAUUGCAUUGUAUAUAUAUUUUCUUUCUUGUAAUAGAACUAACAUUAAAAAUUUUAAAACAAAUAUCAAACUAAUAUCAAGACUAAUCUCCAAACGCAUGCGUACGUUACUAUCUUUUUAUCAGAAUGACAUGUUGCUAACCUAAAACGUGCACAUUACUUUUUAAUCACGUUAAAAAAUGAGAGUGAUAAUUUGCUUUUAUAUACCGAAAUAUGUAUUCACGUUAAUUUUUCACUAAAUAAGUUAGAUUAGAAAUUUAUCGGAAGAUAAAUAUAAAUAGGGUCAAAUGUCUCUCGUAAUAUCGCUGUUAUUCCUGCUACUCCUUUUUUAAACUUUUGAAACAAAACGUUAUGACUGACAUAAGCGUAAGCCAGCUUGUGAAUCAGAUUGACCAAAGCAAUUUCACAUUGUAUGCGGAAUGGCAGAACACAUAUUUUAAAAUAAUAUUAUUACGCUCAUGCAAGGUACCGCUGAGUGGUGAGAUGUGCAUAGAAAAUGCAAAAUAUUAUCUACAGCAUCUAGAGGAGUCCUUUGACAUGUAUCUGGAGAAAACAAAACGUGCGUUUUCUGGUGAAAAUAUGGAAGUACAGUUUUUUCUGAAAGAUGAUACAUUUACAUGGAAACAGCAUAAUUUUAUCAUUCGUGGAGAAAUCACAGUACAUCCUUUUUCAAAUAUAUUAACUAUUUCUGACAUUUUGAAACAAAUACUGGAACGUUAUGAAGGAUAUCAGAAAUGUAUAGUAGUGUUGGAAAAAAAAAAUAAAUACUUAGAUGAAACUAAUGCAAAGCUGGCUACAGAUAAAGAAAUAACUAUAAGGAUGAAGGAAAGUAUGGAGAAGGAUCUUUAUAGGAAAUUUAUUUUACUUCUGAAUUCAAAGAAGCAAAAGAUUAGAGAGCUUCAGGAAGCUCUGGAUAAGAAAGCAAUAAAGUCGAUAUAUGAUGAGACUACUGAUGAAAGUGGAGGAUCAGAUGCAGAAGAUCAAAAUGUGCAAGAAACUAGCAUUAAGUCUUCUAAUAUAAAAAAACGCAAGGCAAAUUAUCAAGAUGGACAGGAUAAACCAAAGAUUAGUAAGAAAGAUUUCACAAGAUGUACAAAUCUCUCAUUUAAUAAAAGUCCAAGUCCUGAGCCUUCAACUAGCAAAGAUAAAUCAAUAUUGCAAAAUGCAGAUGUGAAACAUAUGACAAAAAUCACUAAUCAACGGCUUAAUAUUCUAGAAGAAGAGCCUGAAGAUGAUCUAUUUUCUUAAUUAAAAGAAUCAUAUCGUAUAUUUAUUUAAUAAAAUGUACAUAAUAUUUUAUAUGUACAUCAAUAUAUAUAUACAUAUACACAUAUACACAUAUAUAUAUAUAUAUAUAUAUAUAUAUAUAUAUAUAUAUAUAUAUAUAUAUAUAUAUAUAAAUUAUAUACUGAAAUUGAAAGAGUUCUAGUCUAAUAUAUUUGUGAAUGAGAAAAUAUAUCUUUAAUAUUUUAAAGGAACAAAUUUAUCAUGUAUAAUUAGUUUUAUAUUUCACCAAAUUUGAUUGUAUUUUAUAUUUAUGACGAUCAGCAUUGUUAAUUAUUAGUAUUUUAAUUCUAUAUAUAUGUAUAAGUUCUGCAAAUAUUGCAAUUGUUUAUCCAAUAUAGUGAAUUAUAUAUUUACUAAUGUGAGAGUAAUUUAUAAAUAUCUUAUCGCGGGAGUAUGUAAAAAACUACGAAUGAUAAAAUUUUUAACAGAUAUAUACUAAUAAAAGGAAUUUUGAGGCCAAUGCCUAUAUAUUUUAUGUCUAUUUCAAUUAUUAAAUUGAUAGUUUUGAAAAAAACUGAAGUCAAGGGUUGGGAAAAAGUCGAGGACUUUAAAAAUCGUAAGAAACGAUUUUUUAUGGAGACUAUCCAGAAAAGUAACAACAAAUUCGGUCGUCAAAGAUUGCCUAUGUGUUAAUGUUAUCCACAAUAUUUUACAUAAAAUAUAUAUUACAAUGUUGUUAUUAAUAAAUAACGAACUCGGUAAUAGAGUAAUAUUUCGGCUUAUCAUUUCGCUCUAAUGAUCAAUAUGCAAAUAUAUAUAUGUAUUAUAUGCCAAGAUUUACAUAAUUAAGUACAUUAUGUCCCAUAGAGUAGAAAUUCAAAAUGUGCAAUAAAAGCAUCAAGCGAA